Molecule: messenger RNA, 635 nt
Organism: Tauraco erythrolophus (red-crested turaco)
Lineage: Eukaryota; Metazoa; Chordata; Aves; Musophagiformes; Musophagidae
Source: RefSeq, a predicted model, not a curated record
AAGCGGUUGGCGUCCAGCGUCCUGCGCUGCGGCAAGAAGAAGGUCUGGCUGGACCCCAACGAAACCAACGAGAUCGCCAACGCCAACUCGCGUCAGCAGAUCAGGAAACUGAUCAAGGAUGGUCUGAUCAUCCGCAAGCCUGUGACUGUUCACUCCCGGGCCCGAUGCAGAAAGAACACCUUGGCCCGCCGGAAGGGCAGGCACAUGGGCAUCGGUAAGAGGAAGGGUACAGCCAAUGCUCGUAUGCCCGAGAAGGUGACCUGGAUGAGGAGGAUGCGCAUUCUGCGGCGCCUGCUCCGCAGAUACAGGGAGUCCAAGAAGAUCGACCGCCAUAUGUACCACAGCCUGUACCUGAAGGUCAAGGGUAACGUGUUCAAGAACAAGCGGAUCCUGAUGGAGCACAUCCACAAGCUGAAGGCAGAUAAAGCUCGCAAGAAGCUCCUGGCCGACCAGGCCGAAGCUCGCAGGUCCAAGACCAAGGAGGCCCGGAAGCGCCGCGAGGAACGCCUGCAAGCCAAGAAGGAGGAGAUCAUCAAGACCCUCUCCAAGGAGGAGGAGACCAAGAAGUAAAUGGUGGCUGCCUUGUGUACAUACUGCUUUCCAUCCACGAGUGCUCAAUAAAACGCCACAUCCAG